UUUCAUCUAAAAUAGCCUAAACCCAUCAAAACAAAACCCCGUCCAAACAUUGAAUUAAAGAGUGGUGUUGUAUUCAUGGCGGCAUUUCUUCGAACAUCUGGUAGGUCACUUGUCUCGACUUGUGGCCAAUUUAGUCGGAGUAACGCAUCGCAGGCAAUUCAAAAAUCAUCAUUUGAAUCAAACAUACUCAGAAUCCUUCGCAAUGAAAUCCAAUAUCAGUUAGAUUAUGCUCCUCCCCAUCCGCCUGUUACAAAGUUCAAUACAUUUAUGGUGGAAGACCGGCCAGGUGAACAGUGGAUUACCUUGAGGAGAAAAUUCGACAAUGAUGAACAUAUCAAAAUCGAGGCAACGAUGAUUGAUGGAGCAAUUACUGUUCCAAAAGCAAAUGAUGAGAAUUUAGGGGAAGAAGUGCGGCUUCACAUAAGUGUGCUAGUUGACAUAUGGAAGGGUGAAAAUAGUGAGUUCUUGGAGUUCGUUUGUUCAUCCUGGCCAAAUUCCUUGGAAAUUCAGAAAGUUUACUUGCUCAGAAGCGAUGGUUCUCGAGCUCAACCCUAUAUGGGCCCUAAUGUCAAGAAUUUGAAGAGUGGCUUCCGAGAUGGUCUAAAUGAAUUCCUAAAGGCAAGAGGAAUAAAUGAUGAACUUUCAGCAUUCCUUCAUGAAUUUAUGAUGAAUAAAGAUAGAAUUGAAGCAAUUAGUUGGUUGAGAAAACUCCAGUCUUUUGUGGAAAAUUAAAGGCACGGCACGUCUUUGCUCUCUCAAAUUAAAUUUGUAAAAUCAUCUAUUGUAACCUUUCUUUGUUUUGCUGUGAUUUUUUCCUUGAUAUUUCUAUCCUUCUUACCUCUGUGUGCGUGGAUGAUGGUGUAAACAACUACAUCAUAAUAUUGCUUCUCAAGUCAUUAUGGAAUUUCUCCACAGA
Molecule: messenger RNA, 916 nt
Organism: Capsicum annuum
Lineage: Eukaryota; Viridiplantae; Streptophyta; Magnoliopsida; Solanales; Solanaceae
Exons: 3
Coding region: 76-732 (218 amino acids)
Cellular component (GO): mitochondrial matrix
Source: RefSeq, a predicted model, not a curated record